CCGGGAGGGAUCAAUUAGGGUUUUCAAAUUCUGAUUGGACCUGGAUCCUAAACUAUAUCCGACAUGGGAGAAUAACUAAGCUGAAGAAAAGGAGAAAAUUAGAAGAGACGAGGGAAGGCGUGAAGUUUGGUAUAAUCGGCGAAGAUGGAAGUGGAAGUAGAUGAGAAAGGCCUGAAAUCGGCGGGAGCCGAGCUUUUGAAAGAUGGAAGACGUGGUUUACGUAUCCGUGGAUGGGAGAUCGAGUCUCGUAAACGCUCUAUUCUGAAUUCCUCGGCUCUCCAACAAUGGGAACAAACCCUACAUACGUCUCACUUUCCGGAAAUGAUUUUCGGUGAAAGUUGUUUGAUUCUUAAACACCUCGGCAGCGGCACCAAAAUACAUUUCAACGCUUUCGAUGCUUUGGCCGGUUGGAAGCAGGAAGGUUUGCCUCCUGUUGAGGUUCCUGCCGCUGCAAAAUGGAAAUUCAGAAGUAAACCCUUCCAGCAGGUGAUAUUGGACUACGACUAUACGUUUACAACUCCUUAUUGUGGAAGUGAAACGGUUGAGUUUGAUGCAGACAAGGAUGGAAGUGGGGAAAUUUCAGCGGGCGGCUCGGGCCUCCAUUGGGAAGAUUGUGAAGAGCAGCUUGAUGUUGCUGCACUCACAUUAAAAGAACCUAUUCUGUUCUAUGAUGAGGUAGUUUUAUACGAAGACGAAUUGGCUGAUAAUGGAGUCUCACUUCUAACUGUGAAAGUGAGAGUCAUGCCAGGUUCUUGGUAUCUACUCCUGCGAUUUUGGCUUCGUGUUGAUGGAGUGCUAAUGCGAUUAAGGGACACCCGCAUGCAUUGUGUUUUUGGUGAGAGCACUAAUCCUGUCAUUCUUAGGGAAAGAUGUUGGAGGGAAGGAACAUUUCAAGCCUUGUCUGCUAAAGGAUAUCCUACUGAUUCUGCUUCAUAUAGUGAUCCAAGCAUCAUCAGCAAAUGGCUUCCUGUUAUCAUGCAUCAGACCCAAAAGUUUAUAAUCCGCGGUAACUUGUAGACUGUAAAUUGCCUUGCGCAACAGUUAUUUGAAUGUGUAGUCAUUGCGAACUUGAUCCAUUUAGGUGGAUACAAUAUGCAAAAAAUCAUUGUUCAUGUCAUUAACAAGCAAAUUUUAUGAGGUGAUUUUGGGUGUCAACAAGAAUAAGAAUUCUCUCUGUUAUUUGA
Molecule: messenger RNA, 1184 nt
Organism: Hibiscus syriacus
Lineage: Eukaryota; Viridiplantae; Streptophyta; Magnoliopsida; Malvales; Malvaceae
Product: TIP41-like protein
Exons: 7
Coding region: 145-1017 (290 amino acids)
Biological process (GO): TOR signaling
Cellular component (GO): cytosol
Source: RefSeq, a predicted model, not a curated record